This is a messenger RNA of Chelmon rostratus (copperband butterflyfish), 2626 nucleotides long. It is a transcript of the gene asah2, whose product is annotated as N-acylsphingosine amidohydrolase 2. Gene Ontology annotation, molecular function: N-acylsphingosine amidohydrolase activity. The coding region runs from base 1 to 2373 and encodes 790 amino acids. Gene Ontology annotation, cellular component: extracellular region. Gene Ontology annotation, biological process: sphingosine biosynthetic process; long-chain fatty acid biosynthetic process; ceramide catabolic process. NCBI's taxonomy places the organism in Eukaryota, Metazoa, Chordata, Actinopteri, Chaetodontiformes, Chaetodontidae. The transcript is spliced from 20 exons. The record is from RefSeq and is a predicted model, not a curated record.
AUGGCAGCCAGGAAGUCCGUGUGCUGCGGUGCUUCUGCUCUGGAGGUGACGCUGACCGUCUUCUUGGUUAUCAUGACAGCCAUGUGUGUGACAGUGACCACACUGCUGGUUCUCAGGAAACCGCAGGUGACACAAGACACAGGUCCAGAACCAACCCUUCCUCCCUUUACGUCUCCGGACUUAACAAUGUCUCCGGACUUAACAACAUCUCCGGACUUAACAAUAUCUCCGGACUUAACAACGUCUCCGGACUUAACAACGUCUCCGCACUUAGCAACGUCUCCGGACUUAACAUCGUCUCCAGACUUUACAACGUCUCCGGACAAUCCGUACCUGAUCGGAGUGGGCCGGGCUGACUGCACCGGCCCACCAGCUGAUAUCCCUCUGAUGGGUUAUGCAAACCCUCAGCAGAAGGCUGCCGGCAUACACACCCGCCUGUACAGCAGAGCCUUCAUCAUCAACGACGGCAAGAAGAGAGUCCUGUUUGUAACCGCAGACGUAGGAAUGAUUUCACAGAGGCUAAGACUGGAGGUUCUGAAGGCGUUGAAGGUGAAAUACGGGAAUCUGUACCGUCAGGAUAACGUGGUCCUGAGCGGGACUCACACACACUCUGGACCGGCCGGAUAUUUCCAGUACACACUGUUUAUGAUCACCAGCAGUGGUUACAUCAAGGAGUCCAUCAAGCCGCUGGUCGAUGGCAUCGUCAAGAGUAUAGACAUAGCCCAUGAUAACAUGAAGCCAGGCCGGAUUUACAGGAGCAGAGGAGAGCUGGACGACAGCAACCUGAACAGAAGUCCUCAGUCCUACCUGAACAACCCCGAGGAAGAGAGACUCAGGUACAAGUUUAACACAGAUAAACAGGUGGUGGUGCUGAAGUUCACUGAUCAGAACGGACGGGGGAUCGGCAUGCUCAGCUGGUUCGCCGUCCACGCUGUCAGCAUGAACUACACCAACCGCAUGGUGAGCAGCGACAACAUGGGCUACGCCUCCUACCUGAUGGAGCAGGACCAGAACCCCGGAGAGCUACCUGGACAGGGAGCCUUCGUUGCUGGUUUCUCCUCCAGUAACCUCGGUGACGUCACGCCUAACACCAGAGGACCUUACUGCGUGAACACUGGACUGUCCUGUGAUUACCUGAACAGCUCCUGUCCUAUAGGAGGGACUAAGAUGUGUCAGGCGUUUGGACCUGGAAAAGACAUGUUCGACAGCACGAGUAUCAUCGCACACAACAUCUACAGGAAGGCCAAGGAGCUGUAUGGUAACGCAUCGGAAAUGGUGACUGGCCCCCUUCACUCUGCCCAUCAGUGGGUCAACAUGUCGGAUGUUACUGUUCAGAUCAACGAUACACACACAGCCAGUACAUGUAAACCAGCUCUGGGUUACAGUUUUGGAGCAGGAACAAUAGAUGGAGGAGGAGACCUCAACUUCACUCAGGGUGCUUUGGAAGGCGACCCGUUCUGGGACGGGAUCAGAGAUGCUCUCCUGGGCGAGCCGUCCAAUGAGACGCAGGAGUGUCAUCAUCCCAAACCGAUCCUGUUAAACACGGGGGAGAUGAACUGGCCUCUGCCGUGGCAUCCUGUGAUUGUCGAUGUUCAGAUCAUCACCAUCGGUCCUGUAGCUGUCGUAGCUGUUCCUGGAGAGAUGACCACGAUGGCAGGGAGGAGGUUAAGAGCAACGGUCAAACAGGAACUCGAGUACGAGGCGGCAUUCAGCAACUCGGAGGUGGUGAUCGCCGGCCUGAGUAACGUGUACACGCACUACAUCACGACCUACGAAGAGUACCAGGUUCAGCGGUAUGAAGGAGCAUCCACCAUCUAUGGUCCUCACACCUUCACCGCCUACCUGCAGAAGUACCGAGCCCUGGCCAGAGCCAUCGCACAGGACAGAGUGUUGGAGCUGCCGGCUGGUCCUGAGCCUCCCUUCUUUGAGAAGGGUCUCAUCAGUCUGCUGCCUGCAGCACCUAUUGACAACAAACCAGAGAACACCAGCUUUGGGGACGUCCUGCAGCAGGUUUACCCCGUCUAUAGACCGGGUGACGUUGUCUCUGUCACGUUCGUAGCAGGAAACCCGAGACAUUCUAAAGACAUCAUGGAUAAAACGUUUGUUGCUGUGGAGAUUUAUGACAACAGCUCAGACAGUUGGAAGGUCGUCCACAAUGAUGCAUCAUGGGAGACCAGGUUUCACUGGUUGAAGGGUUCCAACCGGCAGAGCAACUCCACGAUCGAGUGGUACAUUCCCCCAUCGGCCCCCACUGGCUCCUACAGGAUCAGACACUUCGGACACUACCGACAUAGGAAGGGCCUGCUACCCGUCAUCACGCCGUACGAAGGCACGUCCGACGUCUUCAGAGUCGCCACCAGCUUUUACUAUUAGUGAGGCUGCAGCUCCUGAUCCCUGAGUAACAGAAGAUCAUCGCCUUAAAGGAAGGACCCUCUUUUUAAACUGAAUCUGUUCUUAAAUCACACACAAACACCAACAGACAGAUUAUUUAUUAACUUUCUGAACAUCAGGAAUAGUAAUCUCAAAUACGAGAGAAAUGUCUGGAAAUGUUCUGACUUUCUUUGCUGCUUUGACGCAAAGAUGGAGAGUGAUUUUAAAGCUUGCUAAAAAUGUAAUUUGAUUUGUU